AUGGCCAGCUGCAGGGCCCCUGGCUCCCCGCCCCGGCAGAGCGGCCCUGGCUCCGCGCUGGAGGAGGAGGAGGAGGAUGACGACCCAGCCCUGGGCUGCGACGGUGACCUGGAGGUGAACCCCUACGAUGGGCUGCCCUUCUCCUCCCGCUACUAUGAGCUUCUGCGGCAGCGCCGGGAGCUGCCUGUCUGGACCACCAAGUACAGCUUCAUGGAGCACCUGGAAGGCAACAGCGGCAUCAUCCUAGUGUCCGGGCCCCCCGGCACUGGCAAGAGCACCCAGAUCCCGCAGUGGUGCGCGGAGUAUGCCCUGUCCCUGCAGUUUGCCCACGGCCUGGUGGCCUGCACCCAGCCCCACAGCCUGGCCGCCCUCAGCCUCUCCCUGCGCGUGGCGGACGAGAUGGACCUGAACCUGGGCCAUGAGGUUGGCUACUGUGUCCCCCACGAGGACUGCUGCACCACCGAGACCAUCCUCAGGUACUGCUCGGAUGAGAUGCUACUGCGGGAGAUGACAUCGGACCCGCUGCUGCGGCAGUACGGUGUGGUGGUGCUGGACGAGGCACAGGAGCGGACAGUACCCACUGACGUGCUGCUGGGGCUGCUGAAGGAUGUGCUGCGCCAGCGUCCCGCCCUGAAGGUGGUGGUGGUGACCUCGCCAGCCAUGGAGGAGCAGCUCCGCGCCUUCUGUGGGGACCCUCCCGUGGUGCGGGUGCCAGGGCCUGGGCCCCCUCCCCAGCUGCUCUACAGGGAUCCGCCAGCCCGCAGCCGCAUCGCGGCUGCCUGCCAGGCUGUGCUGGACAUCCACCGGCGGCAGGAGCCUGGCCACGUCCUGCUCUUCCUGGCCAGCGAGCAGGAGAUCGCCGAGUGCUGUGGGGCCAUCCAGACCGAGGCCAUGGCGCUGAACCCGGGGCUGGGCCCGCUGCUGGUCCUGCCCCUGCACCCCAGUGUGGGCCGCGCGGCGCAGAAGGUGUACGAGGUGCUGGAGGAGAGCGGCCGAGAAAGGCGGGUGAUUGUCACCCACUGGCUCGCGGACUCAUCCUUCUCUCUGGGGACUGUGCGCUUUGUCAUUGACUCAGGGCUGGAGCUGCGCAAUGUCUACAACCCCCGCAUCCGGGCAGAGUCCCAGGUGCUGCGGCCCAUCAGCAAGAGCCAGGCGGAGUCGCGCAUGCAGCGAGCCGCAGGCAGCCCCCCAGGCACCUGCCUGCGCCUCUACUCGGAGGCCUUCUAUGAGCAGCGCCUGCCCCCCAGCCCCGCGCCCCACGUCAGCGAGACCAGCCUCAGCCGCCUCGUGCUGCUGCUGAAGCGCCUGGACAUCGCCGACAUGGGCCAGUGCGACUUCCUUGACCGGCCAGCCCCCGAGUCGUUGAUGCAAGCGCUGGAGGACCUGGACUACCUGGCCGCCCUGGACGAUGAUGGGAACCUGUCGGAGGUGGGGAUCAUCAUGUCGGAGUUUCCCCUGGACCCCCAGCUAGCCAAGGCGCUCAUUGCCUCCUGCGAGUUCGACUGCGUGGAGGAGAUGGUCAGCCUGGCUGCCAUGCUCACAGCUUCCCCCUGCUUUGUGCCCCCUUCCACGCACCUGGAGGAGGCCGUGACCAUGCGUCGGCGGGCCCUGCUCCACCCAGACGGAGACCACUUCACCCUCAUCAACAUCUUCAACGCCUUCCAGCAGCACAACGCGGAGGAGGGCUGGUGCCGCAAGCACGGGGUGAGCGGGGAGGCGUUGCGGCUGGCGGGCAUCGUGCGGGCAGAGCUGCUGGAGGUGAUGCAGCGCAUCGAGCUGCCCAUCUCACCCCCCGCCUUCGGCACCGACGCCAACAUGCUCAACAUCCAGAGAGCACUCAUCUCCGGCUACUUCCUCAAGGUGGCCAGGGACAUCGACGGCUCCGGUAACUAUGUGAUGCUGACGCACAAGCACGUGGCCCACCUGCCCCCCACAUGCUGCUACCUGCUGCGGCAGCCCCCCCAGCGCCUGCCCCCCUGGGUCCUCUACCAUGAGUUCACCAUCUCGCAGGACAACUGCCUCCGCGUCGUCUCGGAGAUCCAGCCCCAAAUGCUGGUGGAGCUGGCACCCCAGUACUACCUGAGCAACCUGCCACCCAGUGAGAGCCGCGACCUGCUGAUGGAGCUGCGGGAGAAGGUGGUGGCCGUGGAGGACGUGCCGGCAGUGCCAGAGCCGCUGGGAGAGGCGGCCGGCAGGGAGGAUGAGGAGAGGGAAGUCUGUGUGCUGCAGUGAGCUGGAGCCACUGGAGCCCCCGCGUCGGGGCCGCUUGGGCUUGGCUGUGACCGCCGGGGAUAGGAGAGCCCCGGGGAAGCUGUGCUGCUGUGGGGGCUGACCCGAUCUCCAGGGAGGCACAGGCACAGCCUGCCGCUAGCACAGCUCUGCACCACGGUUACAGUACCAGCGGCCACGGGACCGGCUCCUGGCAUCUCCCAUCUCCCCUGGGGACAGAGCCCUGUUUGGGGGAGC
Messenger RNA from Haliaeetus leucocephalus (bald eagle), 2466 nucleotides. RefSeq names its product DEAQ box RNA-dependent ATPase 1 (gene DQX1). The coding region runs from base 1 to 2232 and encodes 743 amino acids. The record is from RefSeq and is a predicted model, not a curated record. The transcript is spliced from 11 exons. Gene Ontology annotation, molecular function: RNA binding. Gene Ontology annotation, cellular component: intracellular anatomical structure; spliceosomal complex. NCBI's taxonomy places the organism in Eukaryota, Metazoa, Chordata, Aves, Accipitriformes, Accipitridae.